Molecule: messenger RNA, 1320 nt
Organism: Drosophila serrata
Lineage: Eukaryota; Metazoa; Arthropoda; Insecta; Diptera; Drosophilidae
Source: RefSeq, a predicted model, not a curated record
AGCUGCGAAUAUUUAAAGACACUAGAGUCCAGCAGAGACAUAGAGGUUGGUCAAGAUGCGUCGCUCCUCGUUUACGCCCGUUUUCAACCUGAGCACCCAGGAGCCACUGAUCGUGGUGGAGGAAUCGCAUGCCCCCGAGGAUGGUGAUGAUUUGGAGGGCGCCAUCGGUGGCUGUGAUCCUGCCGGUGGCACAAAGCGUUCCAAUAGCGAUGAUUCGGAGCCGGAUUCACCGGUGAAUCCGUAUUUGCUUUGCCCCUUCCCCGACAUGCAGCAGAGGCGAAAGCAUUCGCUGCCCUCGCUUCAGAUCACCGAGGGCAUUACCGCCAGCCAGGUGCGACGUCUGUCGGAGGUUGGCGGCGAGACCGGCGGUCUCAGUCCCAAGGAGGUGGAGUUCCUGGCCACGCUCUCGCAGAAGGCCAAUCCAACGGCCGGCGGAAGACGACAUUCGGUGGUCACCAUUUCGGCUGUUCCACCGACGCUCUUUGGUCGCAAUCGGCGAGAGUCCAUUUCCGGAGUUUCCUUUAGUGGCAGCCGCCGUGGCAGCGCCGUUGGUGGACCACCGUUGACCGAUCAUCGCGGCAGCAUACACAACUUGCAGCUGGACAUUAUGGAUGGCAUUGUGCAGCAGCGGAAGACACGGAGCGGCAGCGGUGUGUGGACAGCGCCCGUUCUGCAGGAGGCCGACAGUAAUGUGCCCGUGCAGACAUAAGCGGCUGGCAAGAACAUCAACGGAGGUGGGAGGUAGUGGACAGCAGGAUGGCAGGAUGGCAGGAUGGCAAGAUGGCAGGAUGGCAGGAAGACAGCAGCAGGUUGGAUAUGGGAUGGAUUGGAAAUUGACGAUUUAAGGAUUCGAUUCGAGAGGGGAAAGGAGGAAGGCUUUUGGAGGGCAGAUCGGCUGGAAGGGAGGAGGAGCAGGUGCAGCAGGAGCAGCAGCAAAAGGACGAUGGUAUGGUUUUUUUUGGGUGGACACUGAGCAAUACAAACAAAACGCAUGGAUACUCCAAGCUGGACCUUUAUUAACAUUUCGUGCUCCACUCUCCCCACUCGCUCGCACUCCUCCUUUCCGCCGGGAAAUUGCUUUUCGCGGCUGCCGCAUAAAGCAAACAAACAAACCGCAAAACCGCAGCAAGCCCAAUGGAAACAAAGAGAGGAAAAACGCGGAAAAUCGCACGGAAAAUGAACGAGAAGAGAGGCAGAGGUGGAGAGAGAAAGCUGUGAAAAAAUAUAAAACUUCGAAAAUGGAAAAACUGCAGUUAAACAAAGAGCCAGCGAGAAGCAGUUUAAGAUGAAAAGAAUUGUUAACAAAAAAAAAAAGAGAGA